Messenger RNA from Esox lucius (northern pike), 3144 nucleotides. RefSeq lists its product as uncharacterized. Bases 799 to 2514 code for a protein of 571 amino acids. NCBI's taxonomy places the organism in Eukaryota, Metazoa, Chordata, Actinopteri, Esociformes, Esocidae. Gene Ontology annotation, cellular component: early endosome membrane; intracellular membrane-bounded organelle. Gene Ontology annotation, molecular function: phosphatidylinositol binding. The record is from RefSeq and is a predicted model, not a curated record. The transcript is spliced from 16 exons.
AGCUGGCCUUGGGGCGGCUCUUCAGGACCUCCCUACACCAGGCACAACGAUGAAAAAGCCACCACAUCAUUGCCAUCAGAAGCCGUUGAGGAAGAACAUUUAGGUUGUAGUACGGCUGACACAACAUGCAACACAUUUGCACCAUUGGAGGGCCCAACAUAUCCCAGUGUGAAGAAGUCUCUUCAGCAAGUGUUUGAGUGUGCCUACACCCAGCUGGUCCUGCCCUGGUACUGCGUCCCUGAGCCCUGUGAGAGGCAGCCCAUCCAUCAGGCACUGUGGAGGGAGUUUGACCAGGUCAUUGAUCGAGUCAUCAGCCGAGGCAGAGACUUCGAUGUCUGCACUGGAAUUCUGGGCUGCGUUCGCAUCCUGACUUAUCACCUAAACAGCGCCAAACAGUCCGGCAGAGAUCCAUUGUUCAGCUCUAGAGGAGAGGAGGUUGCAGUUCUCAGAGUUUUCUCCGAAGCACUGGUGCGAAACUUUCUUCCUGAGUCCCUAUGGGGACUGGCAGUCAGCCAGUGUGUCUUAAAUGAGAUUGUUGCCUUAAAAGUGUUGGAGGUGCUGGUGACCUGGCUUUCGGAUCCUGACAACCUCAACCAGCUGGUGGUGAGUCAGCUGGACAUAGUGACCCCCAAGAGCUCCGUGGAGGACCUGAGUGACUCUGAGUCUGACAGAUCCUCCCUGGAGGGCCAGGCUAGUGGAGCGAAUCUAGAAAAAACUGAGGACACUCAAAACAGUGAGAAGAAGUCCAAAAAGAAAGCCAACAAAUUGACUGAAGGCUGGUCGAAAUUCCUUCACAAGAUGAAACCAAAAAGAGCUAAAAAGAAGAUGAUGAAGGAAAAGGAACAGACGCUGCUGUUCAGGGCCAUGUCCUUUAACAGCAAUCUGUCAGAUGAGGAAGAAGGGAGAAGCCAGGAGGCCCCCAUUUACAGCCAGCAGGAAUCCACCAAUGAAGACCGCAGCCUGGAGGACUACCUGAGUAGUGUACAAGAGGACAUGAUGGAGUUCAAGCUGUCAUAUGAGAUGUGGCGCGUCGGUCACUGGGUGGUCACUGUCCCCAAUGCUCAGAGGGAAGACGAGGAGCUGUGUUUUACAGUUCACAUCGAAGAGAGGGACAACCCUGAGAACCUUCACUGGGAUGUUAAGAAGACACGAACAGACGUCAUCCACUUUCGCAACCUGUGGCAGGUUAGGAACAGAAGAAUAGACUUCGCUAAUUUACCCUCCCUGUCCGUGUUAGAGAGGAACAUCGAGGAGGACUUUAAAGGGGCCACAAUCUCCCUCCAGCUCUUCUUACAGGAGCUGGUUUCUGAUGCCCUGAUGGGUAACAACCAGACGGUUUUUCAGUUCUUGUGUCCUCUGGACAAGCUGCUGUGUGAAGAGGAGUGUGUGGGAGGAGUCUGGAGUCUUCUCAGUGGUCUGGCUGAAUUCCUUACUCCAGCCCAAGAGGAAGAUGAGGAAAGACACAACAGCCUUCAAAGAGGGACCAAAUCAGGUGAUUCCAACACAAUGGAGGUUCUAGAUCCAGCUGCAUCUGUAAACUUGGAUGAAAACAUUGUUGAUUCAAAGAAGGGCCGGUCCCAAGGCCCUUUGAUUCUCAUCUCCCAAUGGGAUGAUAAAUCUCUUUUAAAACCCAAUUCCACCGAGUGCUGCGAAAAUAAAAAGACUGUAGCAGCUGGAAAAUCUGAUUUGUUGGUUAAUGCAGAGAAAACAGAGGACAAAACUGACAAAUCAGAGAGCCCUGUGACAUUCAAACGAAAGACGAUACAAAAAGGUCUGUCUAGAUCAGAGGAAUGUCUGGCUCAAAUGAAACUGGACACCACUGAAAACCAGAACGUCUGUACACCUCGACAUGGAUGCUCACUAUGUGACCUCAGUGACAGUCCGUGCCAUCAUUUGGGUGGAAAAUCGAAUAAAAAGGAGAAACUAACUUUCAAAAUGUCAGGAGGGAUUAGCAAGAGUAAAGGAAAGGACGUGGGGAGCCAGUCGAAAUUAGAAGACUCACACUGUUUGAAAAAGGACCCAUCCAGCUGGGAACACAUUGAAGCAACCAAAGCCAUUUUUGAUUUGUUGAAAGCAAUAUCUGGUAAUUCCAUCUUCAUGAACAUAUUUGAUGCAAUUCUGAAACCCGUCAUGCUGAUAUUGAAAAAGAAAGUGAACAGCUUUUUGAAUAAGAUUCGACCAACAGAAGCCCAGCUUGCCUCAUAUAUUGACAUCUUACGUGAGAAGCAGUGGCCUGAGGGCUUGCCAAAGACAAACAUUCCCAAAGGCCAUCGCAGCAGUGAGGAGAAAAAUGACACUAAAGAUCGAGCUCAGCAACUCAUCAACGCCAGAUAUUCAAAUUAUCUCAUCUUAAAGAAGACUGAUGUGGAGACUGUGUUCAAGCUCUUCCAGGACCCUGAAGAAAACAAGAAGCUGGUUUAUAUGCUGCUUUCAUUCCUUUUAAAAAAGCUUCUGCCAGAUGAGGAUGCCUUGAAGAUGAAUGCCGUAACGUUGCAGAAGGUGAAUGCCAACUAACAAAGUAUUUCUUUAUUUAUUUUCUUUGUUAGUGAAUUGUGCUUUUAAAUAUUUUUUCAUUCAUUAAACUGUAGUCUGGAUGUUUUGGAAAGUUUUGCUAUUUAUUUGAUUGUUGUACCCCAUUGUCACAACAGUCCCAUUUGUUCGUUCUUGGUUGGUGUAUUUGAAUGAAACAUAUUCCAGGCUACACACAAAAUGUUAUGAAUCAAACUAUGAUUGUAAAUGUAUGAAAUGUUGAUUAUUAAAUACAUUGAUCAUUAUACUGUGAUAUGUAUUUGGCUCCAUUGAAAAACUAACAUGAGGUAAUGGUAGCAACAUUAUAAAUAUACUUUUAUUAUAUUUUUAUAUAUAUUUCUUUCCUCUUGUAGGGGACACAGAGAGCACAGUUUGUAAAUAAAAUGAGUGAAGUUUUGACCAAAAUUCUUUGAGCACUUUUUUUUUGAGCAUGUACAGAUUGAAUAGGGAGACGUGUGAAAUUGUAAGAAGCACUUGACUUAAGUUAUUCAUAUUUUUGGGCAUUCUGAUAGGAUAAUUGUCUGUAAUUUUACACACAAAUGCUUUAUUUGAAGUUUUACUGUGAAAAUGUGCAAAAACACUGAAUGUUACAGUUUGAAGUUAAUGUUAUAAAUA